AAAAUUUAAUACUUUAUUACACCAUUUUAAUUCAUUUUUUAUAUGUUACAAUAUAAUAACUACAUAUUUAUAAUAUUUUUGAUUAUAGUUAAUAUAAAUAACAUAUUUAAAAAAUAUUAUAUAUAUAUAUACUUACCUUUUUUGUCAGCAUAUAUAUACUUACCUUAUUUAAAAAAAAACUAUUAGUAUAAUUAAUAUUACUAAAAACAAUAAAAUUACAAAACUUUAAAUACACACUAUACAAACACACAAAACAACAAAUAAAAACACAUAACUUAGUUGGUACAAUAGACUUAUUUCAUAAAUAAUAAAACUCUUAAAUCACCCACAAAAAUUUAAAGUCUUUGGUCAUGAAACAUUUCAAAUUUUCUCAUAUGUGUUUGACUAGAUCUACUUGUAAUUCAUGAUAUACAUUUGAAUCACAUAAUUCAUAUCAAGCAUACACAUGAUUUGAAAAUGUUGGUAAUACUUCAGUUGAAAAUAGUUGUGGUUUACAACCACUUGCCUCUAAUUUAUCAUAAUCGGUAUAAUUUUGAGCAUAUAUAUCUUGUUUAUCCUUAGCAAUCAUAUUAUACAAUAUGAUACUUGCGUAUGAUGGUAACCAAAUCAGCCUAUAACACUUCAAAUGCACAUUUGAUUUCUUCCAACAGCCUUCUUGACCUUUUGCAGAUAAACCGUUCUUUUGCAGAUGCCCAUGUAUCCCCCGGGUGGUCCUCUUGUGGGACAACAAGUGUUUUAUGGUCAGGCACCACCUACUACGAUUCCUCCACAGCCCGGGUAUGGCUACCAGCAGCAGCAGAUGGUACCUGGAAUGAGGCCUGGUGGGGCACCCAUGCACAACUUCUUCAUGCCAAUGGUUCAGCAGGGACAGCAACGUCCUGGAGGGAGACCCUCUGGGGGAAUCCAGCAACAGCAACAGCAAGUUUCCAUGAUGCAUCAGCAGCAGCACCUGGUUCUUUUCCUUCUCAAUCAUAGUUUGUCUUUUGGUUAUGUCUUAGUAGGAGGUUUCAUGAUAAUCUUUGAUUGUGGGUAAUAAUCAGAUGCAGCCGAGGGGAGGGUCGAAUGUUCCGCUAUCCGCAAGGCCGUGGGAGUGGUGGUGGUCCCACCCCUGAUGUUCCUGGAAUGCUUCCAUAUGAGAUGCCUUUGCGUGACCCUGUGCUUUCUCAGCAUGUUCCUGUUGGAGCUUCGCUUUUAUCUGAUGUGAGAUUUGGUUCUUAAAUGUUGGUUGUGAUGCGUGUAGAUGCUGGGUGAGAAUCUGUAUCCGCUUGUGGAGCAGCUUGAGGCAGAAUCUGCAGCCAAAGUGACUGGGAUGCUUUUGGAGAUGGACCAGACGGAAGUGCUCCAUCUCUUGGAGUCACCUGAAGCUCUCAAGGCUAAAGUAGUCGAGGCUAUGGACGUUCUCAGAAGUGUCGCUGCGGGUGGUGCGGCCGAGCAGCUUGCCUCCUUGAACCUCGCCUCUUAAUUGUUCUUCUGUUUGAUUGGGAAAAUACAAUUUUCAGAAGUGUGGCCUGUCUUUUCCAUACACAACUGGAGACCUCUUUUGUGUAGGAUUCUUUGACAUGGUUUGUGCUUCACCCUUUCAAACUUAAUAUGCUUUGUGUGGAAACUUCAUCUGGCA
Brassica rapa (field mustard) is the source of this 1618-nucleotide messenger RNA. RefSeq names its product polyadenylate-binding protein 2. NCBI's taxonomy places the organism in Eukaryota, Viridiplantae, Streptophyta, Magnoliopsida, Brassicales, Brassicaceae. The record is from RefSeq and is a predicted model, not a curated record.